AUGUCUACGGAAUUGUCUCUGAUACAAGAAGAUGACAUUUUAUAUGAGCAAGAAAUCCUCAAACAGCCAGGAGAACUGGGACCAUGGCUGCGGUAUCUAGAAUUUACGGCUGAUGCGCCGAUAUCGAAAAGAAUCUUCGUGUUUGAGCGAGCUUGUGACCUCUUCAAACGAUCCUACAAACUUUGGAAAAUGUAUUUGGACAUCAGAGUCGACUAUGUCGCUCGAUCUCACGCAUGGAUUCUAUCACAGCAGGGAUUAAAUGAGUUCUCAAGAGAACAGUUAAAGAGCGAAAUAGAAAAGGUUGACAGGUUGUAUGUUAAAGCACUCGUACUCUUAAACAAAAUGCCUAGGCUAUGGCAAGACUAUUUAGAAUACCUGCUUCGAUGGAAACCGCAUAGCAUUACCCAUAUUAGACAUACCUUUGACAAUGCACUCAGAGCAUUGCCGUUGAGUCAACAUCACAGGAUAUGGCCAUUGUAUAUCAAUUUCGCAAACAGACAUGCACAUAUAUCUUCAGCUACAGCAAAGAAUAUCUGGCUAAGAUAUAUACUAUUCUUCCCAGACGAAACGGAAAAUUGUAUUGAACAACUCAUAGAUUUAGAAUAUUAUGAGCAGGCUUCCCAAUUGCUUACGAAACUCCUGAAUAAUCCGAACUAUGUCUCAGUCAAAGGUAAGAGCCGGCACCAACUAUGGGAAGAACUGGCAGAUAUUCUGGUAGUACCUCAUGAUAACUGGAAGCCUGAUAGCUUCUAUGUUGAGAGAGUCAUUAAAAGUGGUAUAAAGAGAUAUCCCGAUCAAAAAGGGAAACUGUGCGUCCAACUUGCUACGUAUUGGAUCAACAAUGGAAAUUUUGAGAAAGCUCGUGACGUAUUCGAGCAAGGAUUGGAGGAUGUGAAAACUGUGAGAGAUUUUUCUCAAAUAUUUGAUAGUUAUUGUGAAUUCGAAGAGUCACUGAUAGCUAAACUAAUGGACGAAGAAGAACAAGGUGAUCUUGACAGAUUAAUGGAAUCCUUCGAGCAGUUGAUGGAUAGGAGACCAUUUAUGAUUAACAGUGUUCUACUUGAGCAGAAUCCAAACAAUGUAGUUGAGUGGGAAAAAAGAGCUGGUUUGUGGGGAAGUUCUAUGGAUCAAGUUGUGCAAACAUACGAGAAGGCCAUUGAGACUAUCGUGCCGAAGAAGGCUAGCGGAAAAUUAUAUCAGUUAUGGACCAAUUAUGCUAAACUGUACGAAAAAGCUGGUGAUCUGUCCACGGCCCGUAUAAUCUUCGACAAAGCUACCAAAGUUCCAUAUAAAUCAGUCAAUGAACUCUGCGACCUUUGGAUUGAAUGGGCUGAAAUGGAACUGAGAAGUGAGAAUCUAGAUGGGGCAAUAAAAAUUAUGGAGACUGCUACGAAGGGACCUAAGAAUUCUAAAGUAGAUUACUUCGAUGAAUCGCUUUCUCCACAGGAACGCCUCCAUAAGAGUAUGAAAUUGUGGUCCUUCUACGUCGAUUUGGUUGAAAGUAUUGGCACAUUAGAAGAAGUAAAACCCAUAUACGAUCGCAUUUUUGAGCUUAAAAUUGGAACUACAUUGACUAUAGUUAACUAUGCCAAUCUGUUAGAGGAGAAUAAUUAUUUCGAAGAGGCUUUCAAGGUUUAUGAAAGAGGAAUAGAAAUGUUUUCUUACCCCAUUUCAUUCGAAAUAUGGAAUAUUUAUUUACAGAAGGCAAUCAAGAGAAAGUUGGGAAUAGAGAGGCUGCGUGAUCUGUUUGAGCAAGCACUCGAAGAUUGUCCUUCUAAGUUGUGCAAACCACUAUAUUUAUUAUACGGCAAACUGGAAGAAGAACGGGGACUGGUCAGCAAUGCAAUCAAGAUUUAUGAAAGAGCAACCAAAGCUGUCGACAACAAAGAUAAACUUGAAACGUAUAGGUAUUAUAUUGCUAGAGUGGCGGAGAAUUUCGGUUUGCCAGGUACCCGACCCAUAUUCCAGACGGCUAUUGACAAUCUUAAUGAUCAUGAUGCCAACAUAAUUGGACAGGAAUUUAUUAAGAUUGAAGAAAAACUUGGCGAGAUAGAUCGUGUACGUGUGUUAUAUGGAUUUUUGAGUCAGUUCAACGAUCCUAGGACGAAUGAAGAAUUUUGGUCUAAAUGGGAUCAGUUUGAAGUCAUGCAUGGCUCCGAAGAUACAUACAAGGAGAUGUUACGAAUCAAGCGAUCUGUUAUAGCACAAUUCAAUACUGACGCUAACUAUUUGGCUGCUAAAGUUAGUGAUAACAAUUCAAUGUCAAGACUCGACAAGCAAACUGCUUCCCCGAUUGGAUUUGUUGCAUCGGAGACACUACAACCAUCAAAAUCUGAAGCCAUUGACACUAAUGACGUAGAGAACCCUGACGCUAUCGACAUUGAAAUUGAGGAUUGA
Sugiyamaella lignohabitans is the source of this 2397-nucleotide messenger RNA. RefSeq names its product Syf1p (gene SYF1). The coding region runs from base 1 to 2397 and encodes 798 amino acids. Gene Ontology annotation, molecular function: protein binding. Lineage: Eukaryota; Fungi; Ascomycota; Dipodascomycetes; Dipodascales; Trichomonascaceae. The record is from RefSeq and is a predicted model, not a curated record. Gene Ontology annotation, cellular component: Prp19 complex; post-mRNA release spliceosomal complex; U2-type catalytic step 2 spliceosome. Gene Ontology annotation, biological process: mRNA splicing, via spliceosome; generation of catalytic spliceosome for first transesterification step. The transcript has a single exon.